This is a messenger RNA of Parastagonospora nodorum SN15, 1836 nucleotides long. RefSeq lists its product as hypothetical. The transcript has 4 exons. The record is from RefSeq and is a predicted model, not a curated record. Lineage: Eukaryota; Fungi; Ascomycota; Dothideomycetes; Pleosporales; Phaeosphaeriaceae. The coding region runs from base 1 to 1692 and encodes 563 amino acids.
AUGGCGGAACUCCAGCGCAUCGAGUCGAUGCAAUAUCCUGCUGGGCAUCUUUCACAUCUCACAGAAAACCAGCAAGAGAAGCUGGACGCGUUCAAGCAAAUUUGCCUGGAGCAGAAGUACUACACGCCAGCCGCCGGUGGGAAGGCUGCCAGCCAUGACGACGAGACCCUGCUUCGAUACCUGCGCGCACGUCGUUUUGUACCCCAAGAAGCAUUCAAACAGUUCAAAGACACGGAAGACUGGCGGAAAGAGAACAAGUUGGACCAGAUCUUCGAAACUAUCGAGAUAGAGGAGUUCGAGCAAACGCGCCGUUUGUACCCCCAAUGGCUCGGCCGACGCGACAAGCGCGGCAUUCCGCUCUUCCUCUUCGAAGUCGCGCCGCUGAACACCAAGAACAUUUCCGCAUACGAGAAGAACCUCGCCAAAUCCAAGACCACGGUCCCUGGUGUCUUGACCAAGAACGUGCGACUCUUCGCCCUGUAUGAGUCGUUGACCAGAUAUGUGACGCCGCUGUGCUCCAUGGUCCCGCGCAGCCACCCCGAAACCCCGAUAUCGCAGAGCAACAACAUCGUAGAUAUCAGUGGAGUUGGACUGAAGCAGUUCUGGAAUCUGAAGAACCACAUGCAAGAUGCUUCUGUUCUGGCGACGGCACAUUACCCCGAGACACUAGACAGAAUAUUUAUCGUGGGCGCACCUGGGUUCUUCCCGACCGUCUGGGGCUGGGUCAAGCGAUGGUUCGACCCAAUCACAGUUUCCAAGAUCUUCAUUCUCUCUCCCGCAAACGUCUACAGCACUCUUCUGCAAUACGUCGACCACGACAACAUUCCCAAGAAGUACGGCGGCGGACUUGACUUUGAAUGGGGUUCCAUGCCCAACAUAGAACCUGCGAUUGACGAAGUGCUCAAGUGGGAGAACCCAGACACUCAGAACGGCAAGAACACAUUCCCCAUCGGACCGAUUCGGUGGGAAGAGGGUCCUGAUGGCGCAAUGCAAGCGUGGGGUGUGGGCAGCGAGAACGGACAGCCCAGGCGGAGAUUGGUCUUCACCAUCCCAAAGCCAGUCGGAUGGAAGACGGGACCAUACCCGAACACACCAGCCUUCGAGAAGGGCGACCCUCUCACCACAGUCGGCUCAGCAACGCACCCUCCUGACGCCGGCGAGAACACCGACGAAACCCCACCUUCAAGCACUCCCUCCGCCUCGAACCCACCCUCGAUCGUUUCACCCACCGCGCCAGAACAGUUCACUCUGCCCAUCAGGCAAGGCACAUCAGAAACACGGUACGCGCAGCAAGACCAAACACAUGCAUCCGGCCAGCUCGCAGACGGCACACCGCACGCGGCAAUCAACGACCAUGGCCAUGGCGAUAAGACGGUGACAAUGGAGCCCAACACCAUUGGCCAGGCACCCAAGGAAAUGCCCCUCCCCGAGCCAGAACAGCCCGCAGCCCCAGGCUACGUCGACCAAGCAAAAGCCGCCGCCGCCUCCGCAUCCGCAACGGUCACUUCGACUGUCGGCGCGGUCGCAGGAACCGUCGUUGGUGCCGUGACAGGCAACAAGGAGACAGAGGAGAAGGUCGAGGAGCCGGUGCGCGCGAAGAGUCCGCAGGAGAAGGAGAUAGAUGAGAAGAUUGAUGCGAUUCAGGAGAAGAAUGUGGAGGCUUUCUUGCGCGAGAAGAACUCUAGCACGUAGGAUUGCUGCAGGAGCAUGUGAGGGGGUGAGGGAGUGUGGUGGUCUGGAGAGAUUUGCAUAAACGGCAUGGAAUAAACAUGAUAUCCUUACUUUCACCAUGAUUACGGUAUUAUAGUUGGCGAAAUGAACUGCAUUCUCAUAUUA